This is a messenger RNA of Nicotiana attenuata, 1502 nucleotides long. RefSeq lists its product as uncharacterized. Bases 244 to 1323 code for a protein of 359 amino acids. The transcript has 5 exons. NCBI's taxonomy places the organism in Eukaryota, Viridiplantae, Streptophyta, Magnoliopsida, Solanales, Solanaceae. The record is from RefSeq and is a predicted model, not a curated record.
AAACCUCUGAAUUUCAAAUCCCUCUUUCUUUCUUCUCAAUCCACCGCCCCUCUUCAAAAUUUUGUCUUUUUUUCGUUAUAUUCACACCCCCUUUAACCCUAAUUAGCGUCUCUUAAUUACUCUUUCAGUUCCUUAACAACAGUAGCACAACAAAUGGAGGGCCUUUGUUGCUGAGGUGAUUUGUGGCUUACAUUAGCUUCUUCGUUGAACGAAGCUAAUUUCAAGUUCACCUGAUCAUCAAAUAUGGUUGGCGGCCCUUUAGGCCGGAAAUGUAAAACGAACGUCUCCAUCUGCAGUAAAGUUGAGGAAAAGCAGUUAGAAGCCCCAGUUCCUACUUCAGUGUCAUCUGUUCGGAGAUCUCCUGUUUUAUCUAGCAAGAAGGACACCACCCAAAUUCUAAAGAAGAAUUCAUCACUUGCUUUUAGCACAAAAGUUUUGUGUGGAAAAGAAACAGAGAGCACACGGGAGUUGAGGAGCGCAGAGACAAGAAAUAGAAGUUCAUUUUCCGCACCUACAAUUAGUUCUUCUGGAAAAACUAAUACAGAAAAGCAAAACAAUCAUACAGUCCAAGUCCCGCAAAUGAAGACAAGGUUAAAAAAAGGUUCGGAAUCAGAAGCAAUUAAGACAAGCCAAGUGAAAGAUACUCCUGCUCCUAGAAAACCACCCUUGCCUCCUGUAGCUAAGAAAAUCAAGAAGAUUUCAGCGGCCGCGCCUCAAGUCCUACAGGAAAUAACGCCAAUCCAGACUUCUAUCCAUCAAUCACAACCAACACCUAAACAUACAAAGAGCUCUGAACUUCAGAAGACUUCAUCUAAGACCCAGCUUUCGUGUCAAAAGACCCAGGGCGAAACUCUUGUCCAUCAGUCCAAAUUUCAAAAGGCUCCAACUUCAGACCUUUCACAAAAAAUGACCCUCAACCAGAAUUCAGUAGGAAAGAGAAGGAUCCCUACUUCCAUCAGGCAGUCUAAAUCGUCCACAAGUACCAAGGAGCCUUUAAGAAUUCAUGAAGAGCCUGUCUAUCAUAUUAUAUGGGAAGGUCCGGAUGAAACAUUUGAAUCUUCUGGAAUCACGUGCCCACUAUGCGAAAAUGAUCUGUUGUACAUGCCUGAUCAAUAUGUAGACGGAUAUUAUGAUGAUGUUGAGCCUUCGGUUCUCCCAAUUGUUGCUAUUCUGCCGUGUGGUCAUUCUUUUCACAGCGUAUGCUUGGAUGGCAUUGCCCCUGAAGAAAACUCAGCCGCUCUAGUAGAUACUACGAGCCCUUUGUCCCACGCAUCUAACCAGCUCGGCGGGUCAACGUUUCUGGCGAAAGCUCUCAUUUCAUGAAGCAUUGGAUGUGUUUGAAAGCCUCGAGAUGACUUGUAGAAUAAAGUCCUUCAAUUUCAGCUGCUCAUUUUAGUUCAAUUUAUUUUUGUCAAUUUAGAAAUAGCAAUAUAUUGAGGCCAAUUUCUCAAGAUUAUUUCCAGGAUUUUACAUGCUUAUAAAAGUUUUCAGAGCUUCAGUUU